AUGACCUCCUGGGUUGAUGAACUGGCCAACGUGUUCAAGCUUUUACCGGCCUUCAUUGUAUGUAGGUUUAAGUGUGUAGGGAAACUAUUCGACUACACCACAAACCCCAAAUUUUGUGCAGAACAAGCAAGUCAUAUGCUGUCACUUGGGGAUCAGCAUAUCUUCACGUCUCCGGUCUCUCACAUAAUAUAUGAUUCAGGGAUUCACCUACUUCAUUUAUUACAGAACGGGCCUUCUGAUGGCGUUCCAAAGGAGUUUUUGGAUUUCAUUGAACAGUCUGGCCAGAUCAUUUCAUCGUGGAAUGGAUUAGUUGUGGUUCGUUGUAGGCGGAAAAACCCAUUCAGUUAUUUCAUCUGUGAUCCUGUAACCAGUUCAUGGACUCCCCUCACCUCACCGUGCCCUAAUUACUAUGUUGAAGGUACUCUCAAUAUAAUUAUCAUCCCAUCUUCGAAUCCGACUGCCAAUGACUACCGCUUGCUUUCAAUGAUCCGAGGCCCUUCGAUUUUCAAACACUAUUAUGUCUUAAAGGAGUACAACCCUGUAGGGGACUACUGGCAAGUAAUUAACCCAAACAUGGGUUUGGGCGACCGUAAUGUCAAUCUUGGUCAACCAGCAAUUGUUAAUAAUUGGCUAUAUUUUAUGUCUGAUAAUUAUGAAUACAGCUUCUUCGGAUCUGAUCGCUUCUAUUUGCCAUACGUAGUGGCCUACUCACUCCAUGAUCAUACAUCUGUCCUGUUGGACCUUCCAAUUGAUGUUCUCCAGGAACCCUUCGACGGGAAGUUUGGGGUUUACACAUGGGGAUCUAGAUGGACUUCGAGAGAGUGUCUAUGUCUCGUAAGGUUUAUCAACUCUUCGUUCUCUGUGUGGACUUGUGCAGACUCGACUUCUGUAAUUGCUACUUGGGUUCAAAUUCUUCAUAUUACCAAGGAUGAACUAGGGCUGUCCGGUGAAAGUUUUUCUCUCUUCUCUAUGUACGUGGAACCGAUAAGAAAUCACUACACUGUUGUCAAUGGAGAUUGCUUAAUCUUUGCCACCAGAGAUAAAAUUUAUGCUUACAACAUAAACGACCCUUAUCCGUGGAAACUUUGUCAAGUUGGGAUAAAUGAAACCAGGACAAAUGUGAUCUUGGUUCCGUACUCCAGUACAUUUCGGAUUGUCCAUCGUGGUCAUUCAUCUUCCUUUAAUGAGUUUCUUGCAAACAACUUGAUUAGAAGAUAA
This is a messenger RNA of Lotus japonicus, 1218 nucleotides long. RefSeq lists its product as uncharacterized. The coding region runs from base 1 to 1218 and encodes 405 amino acids. Lineage: Eukaryota; Viridiplantae; Streptophyta; Magnoliopsida; Fabales; Fabaceae. The transcript has a single exon. The record is from RefSeq and is a predicted model, not a curated record.